Meriones unguiculatus (Mongolian gerbil) is the source of this 2001-nucleotide messenger RNA. It is a transcript of the gene Slc35f6, whose product is annotated as solute carrier family 35 member F6. Gene Ontology annotation, cellular component: intracellular membrane-bounded organelle; membrane. Bases 81 to 1199 code for a protein of 372 amino acids. NCBI's taxonomy places the organism in Eukaryota, Metazoa, Chordata, Mammalia, Rodentia, Muridae. Gene Ontology annotation, biological process: transmembrane transport. The record is from RefSeq and is a predicted model, not a curated record. The transcript is spliced from 6 exons. Gene Ontology annotation, molecular function: transmembrane transporter activity.
GUGACUCCCGGCCCGGAAGCUCUUGAGUCGAAGACCCGGGUUGGAGGUGCUGGUUCAAGUGAUCUCUCGUGUUCCCCACUAUGGCCUGGACCAAGUACCAGCUGUUCCUGGCCGGGCUUAUGCUGGUCACCGGUUCCAUCAAUACGCUUUCAGCAAAGUGGGCUGACAACUUCAAAGCUGAAGGCUGUGGAGGAAGCGAGGAGCACAGCUUCAGCCACCCCUUCCUCCAGGCAGUGGGCAUGUUCCUGGGAGAGUUUUCGUGCCUCGCUGCCUUCUACCUGCUCCAGUGCCGAGCCACAAGGCAGUCAGAUUCCAGUGUGGAGCCCCAGCAGCCCUUCUCCGCCCUACUUUUCCUGCCCCCAGCCCUGUGUGACAUGACUGGGACCAGCCUCAUGUACGUGAGCCUGAACAUGACCACUGCCUCAAGCUUCCAGAUGCUGCGGGGCGCAGUGAUCAUCUUCACAGGCCUGUUCUCAGUGGCCUUCCUGAACCGAAGGCUGUUGCCAAGCCAGUGGCUGGGCAUCCUGACCACCAUUGCGGGACUGGUGGUGGUUGGCCUGGCUGACUUCCUGAGCAAGCAUGACAGUGAACACAAGCUCAGUGAAGUGAUCACAGGUGACUUGUUGAUCAUCAUGGCCCAGAUCAUCGUUGCCAUCCAGAUGGUGCUAGAGGAGAAAUUUGUGUACAAGCACGACAUCCACCCACUCAGGGCGGUGGGCAUUGAGGGCUUCUUUGGCUUUGUGAUCCUCUCGCUGCUCCUUAUACCCAUGUACUACACGCCAGCCGGCUCCUUCAGCGGGAACCCCCGGGGGACGCUGGAGGAUGCUCUGGAUGCCUUCUGCCAGGUGGGCCGACAGCCGCUGAUCGCCGUGGCCCUGCUGGGCAACAUCAGCAGCAUCGCCUUCUUCAACUUUUCGGGCAUCAGCGUCACCAAGGAACUGAGCGCCACCACCCGCAUGGUGCUGGACAGCUUGCGCACCGUUGUCAUCUGGGCCGUGACCCUCGCGCUGGGCUGGGAGGUCUUCCACCCCCUGCAGAUCCUUGGUUUCCUCAUCCUCCUCCUGGGCGCUGCCCUCUACAAUGGGCUGCACCGUCCGCUGCUGGCCUGCCUGUCCAGUGGCUGCCGCCUCCCUACCCAGGAGGGAGAGCAAGAGAGACUGCUGGGUGACAGCCGGACUCCCAUCAAUGAAGCCAGCUGAGCCCACCGUGGGCUCUCUGCUGUCGCUGGAUGGCUGGGGCCAUGCAGACUGGUGGGCCACGAGUGCCCUGUCCCCAAGGCCCUUGCCCCACCCCUCCCUACUGACCCCUCUGGGCAGCUGCUGCCAGAGAGGAUGACAGGACACCAGGUCCUCUUUUAUUCUUGAUGCCUGUGAUGUUGGGACGCGGCCCCCACGGGCCUGGAUAUGGUAGUCGCUCUCAGCCUCCUUCUAGUUCUGCUGCACUAGAAGCAAAUUGUGAACUUGACUGGCAGGAAUUUACAACCCCAGUAUUUUUGUGUUACACACUAACUUGUCAUGGUAGAUUAUUUAGCUUAUGAGGCAUAAGCUACAAAGACAUCAGUGAACAGGCUCACAUCAGAACUAAGAGACACAUUCUCCAAACUUGAGAGAUACUCCUUAAGCCUGUGUGAAGAACCUAGCAGGCUGUGCUGCAGACUCAGUGUGUGCUGCAGACCCAGUGCGUGCACCAGGUGUGUGCACCAGGCCUGUCCACUCUGCAGCGAGGGUAUACAUGAUGUGCCCUUGGUGCCUUGCACCCCAACAUCCUGUGGGUCUCUGAUUGUCACUAGCCUCAGAAAAGAGGUGUGGUACAAAGGUACCUCUACUCCUUGUGAUUUUUUUUUCUUUUUUUUUUCUUAUCUUUUUUUUUUUUUACAUUGUACAGCCCUGGCUGUCCUGGAAUUCAUCAUGUAGACCGGGGUAGCCUCAAACUCACAAGAGGUCCACCUGUCUCUAACUUCCUCAGUGCUGGAAUUAAAAGUGCACGUCAUCAUAGCCAACA